UCCUUAUUAACAGAGAGUUGACUUUUUCUCCUCCUCUCAUCGUCAGGAUUUCCCAGGAUUUUCGACGGUCGGCCUCUCUUGUUUGGCUCAACCUGGCCGCGACGUACCUUUAAAAGGAGUCCCUCCCCUCCACAUCCAGGCAGGCGUUAAUGUUAGCGAACAGGAGUUGAUACCCUCGGUACACCAAGUACCUUAGCUACGGAACGAGGAGGCAAGGAUUGCAAUUCUCUCCGUAUCUAAAUAAAAAUGGAGUUGGGUAUCAAAUACUCCUUCUUCUGCCUCCUCUUCCUAGCUAACGCCGCCUUGUCGGCUGCCCACAUCGCCGUCUACGACGAUUACUGGCAGAAGAAGGCGGCGGAGGCUCGCAAUAACACGCUCAACGCCUACGUUCCCGACCCCAGCACCGUCGUCAAUCACUUCAACUCCGCCCCCCUUUUCGACAAUGGCACGAGGAGAGGGCUGGCGCAUCGCUCGGAGACGAAGGGCUGCUUCGCCACCAACCCGAUCGAUCGGUGCUGGAGGUGCCAGAAGGACUGGAUGAACCACCGCAAGAGGCUGGCGACCUGCGCCAAGGGGUUCGGGCACAGCGCCAUCGGCGGGCUGCACGGCAAUUUCUACGUGGUCACCGACCCCUCCGACGACGACCUGAUGGAGCCUCGUCCCGGCACCCUCCGCUACGGGGCCACCCGCGACGCCCCGCUCUGGAUCGUCUUCGCCCGUGACAUGGUCAUCCGCCUCCAGCAGGAGCUGAUGAUCAACAGCUACAAGACCAUUGACGGCCGCGGCGUCAACGUGCACAUCGCCUACGGCGCCUCCCUCACCGUCCAGUUCGUCCAACACGUCAUCAUCCACAACCUCCACAUCCACGACAUCCAGCCCGGUGCCGGCGGCAACAUCCGCGACUCCGAGACGCACUGGGGCAUCCGCACCCGCAGCGACGGCGACGGCGUCAGCAUCUUCGGCUCAUCCCACGUCUGGGUCGACCACCUCUCCCUGUCCAACUGCGCCGACGGCCUCAUCGACGCCAUCCAAGGCUCCACCGCCAUCACCAUCUCCAACUGCCACCUCACCCGCCACAACGACGUGAUCCUAUUGGGCGCCAACGACGCCUAUACCGAGGACGCCAAAAUGCAGGUCACCGUCGCCUACAACCACUUCGGCAGAGGGCUGGUGCAGAGGAUGCCCAGGUGCAGGUUCGGCUUCUUCCACGUCGUGAACAACGACUACACCCACUGGCUCAUGUACGCCAUCGGCGGCAGCCAGCACCCGACCAUCAUCAGCCAAGGCAACAGAUUUAUCGGCCCACCAAAUCAAGCCGCCAAGGAGGUGACACACAGGGAUUACGGAACGGAAGCAGAGUACAACGGGUGGAACUGGCGAUCGGACAGAGACCUGUUCAUGAACGGAGCAACCUUCCGGCAGACAGGGCAUCAAGUCGCAACCAUGUACUCCAAGAUCGACUACAUCAAGGCGAGGCCAGGGAGCUGGGCAGGGCGGCUGACUCGCUUCUCCGGAUCCCUCAAGUGCAGGGCCAAUGUCCCCUGUUAAUGCAUGGCGAACAAAUUAAACGAAGCUAGAAAGAAGAAGCAAGCAUGCAUGCCUUCGUAAUUCAUUGAUCAUUCAUUGUCUCUUAAUUUCUGUCUCGUGGGUUCGUAAUUUACUUCUUUACAAGAUGCUGCGGUCGUUGCUGUAACUUUUUGUUCCUCAUUUUUUUCAUCAUUAUUAUUUUUA
This is a messenger RNA of Zingiber officinale, 1731 nucleotides long. RefSeq names its product pectate lyase-like. The record is from RefSeq and is a predicted model, not a curated record. Lineage: Eukaryota; Viridiplantae; Streptophyta; Magnoliopsida; Zingiberales; Zingiberaceae. Bases 247 to 1548 code for a protein of 433 amino acids. The transcript is spliced from 4 exons. Gene Ontology annotation, molecular function: pectate lyase activity.